UCGCCGGAGGUUGCGCUCAUUUCUCUACCACUCAUCUCCGACCACCACUCAACAUGGGAAACUGCCAAGCUAUUGAUAAUGCAAGUCUAGUUAUACAACACCCUAACGGAAAAGUUGAGCGGCUCUAUGCCGCCGUCUCCGCCGCAGAGGUCAUGAAACUCAACCCCGGUCACUACGUCGCUCUUCUUCUUACUACCACCUUAUAUUCUUCCCGUCCUCCACCGUCCACCGCCACCACCACCCACGCCCACCCUCUUCGGAUUACCCGAAUCAAGCUUCUCCGGCCCACCGACAAUCUCACUGUCGGCCAUAUUUAUCGACUCAUCACCACCCAAGAGGUAAUGAAAGGAUUAAUGGCAAAGAAGAACGGAAAAGUGAGCGAUUAUAUGAACAAACCGGUGCCGGUUCCGGCAGGAGAACUCGCCGGAACAAAUGUAACGGCAGCUGUAAGAUCUAAUCAAUCCGAAAGAACACACCACCAGAUGAAGAGAUCGGAGAAAGACCGAAGAACGGCGGCUGCAAUGAAGCCGAGAGGAUGGCACCCGUCGUUAAACAGUAUCUCGGAGGCAUCAAGCUAGCUUAAUACUAAUCAAUUCGCGAUGUUAAUAUUGACCCUGAUGAUGAAUAUUUAUUAGUUAUGGUUUCAGUUUUUUUAUGAAUACUGUAGGAUUUCAUCAGUAGCUUAUUUGAAGGAUUCGUUCCGUUAAAAAAAUGAUUACUUAAAGUUUUUUAUGAAUCCUGUAGGAUUAUCAGAAUUAUUGAUUAAUUAAAGUUUGUUGAAA
This is a messenger RNA of Helianthus annuus (common sunflower), 782 nucleotides long. RefSeq lists its product as uncharacterized. The transcript has 2 exons. Bases 54 to 578 code for a protein of 174 amino acids. NCBI's taxonomy places the organism in Eukaryota, Viridiplantae, Streptophyta, Magnoliopsida, Asterales, Asteraceae. The record is from RefSeq and is a predicted model, not a curated record.